AUGAUUCCUGUAUUGACAGCAUUUUUAUCAUUUAUAUUUUUAUCGUUUGCUUCAUGGUGUAUAGGUGAAGGUGGUGAAAUUUUAGGUAAAAAAUAUGAUGCAUCUAUUAUAGGUGGCUUAAUUAUUGCAUGGCUUAAUACUGCGCCAGAGGCAAUUUUUUUUAUAACAGCACUUAGUAGCGAUAAUACAAGAUUUGCAGUAGGAGCAGUUAGCGGUAGUAGCAUUGUGGUAUGCACAGUUGCAUUGGGAUGCUGUAUAGUUUUAGGUACAAGAAAGAGAAAAGCAGGUACAGUUCAAUUACAACCACCAGUCAAAAGACAAUGUUUAAUUUUACUGUGUUCAAUUAUAAUACCAUUGGCAAUUUUAUUAACUGGUUAUAACAUAUUUUUUGGAUGUAUUGGAGUACUCUACUAUGUAGUAUUUAUUGGAUACUCACUUUUCCACAAAUUACCAGAGGAUGAAAAAAAAGAGGACGAUAUUGAAAUGGGAAUUAAUCAAAAUGGAGCCGAUCCAAAUAGCACUGACAAUAAUAAGGAAGAGGAGGACCAUGAAGAAGAGGAGGAAGAGCAUGACGAACCACUCUAUAAAGGUGUAUUUUAUUUAUUUUUAGGUGGUCUUUUAAUUUGCUAUUUCAGUAAACCUUUCAUUGACUCAAUUGUAUCGUUGGCCUCUUCUUGGGAGGUUAAUCCAAUCCUUUUAGCCUUCUUUUUAGCACCCAUAGCCUCUGAAAUGCCAGAAAUUUUAGAGUCCAUUUCAUUAUCUCGAAAAGGUAAUUCCCAAAGUAUAAAUAUUGCAUUUUCAAAUUUAAUUGGUGGUACCAUUACAAAAACAACUUUAUUAAUGGGUAUCUUUUGCUUCUUUGGUGUUGUCAAGGGUUUUGAAUGGGAAUCACCAACCUAUUCAUUAAGUUUAUUAUUAUUAACUAUUUGUGCCGCAUCAGCAGCAGGUAUUGGAUAUUUCGUACCUAAAAUCAAACAAACACAUGGUCUACUUUUAUUUGCUAUUUUUUCAGUAACAGGUAUUAUUCAAUACUGUUACAAUAUAAACAUCGAUGAUGCCAUAGCAGCCGUUUAA
Dictyostelium purpureum is the source of this 1074-nucleotide messenger RNA. RefSeq lists its product as uncharacterized. NCBI's taxonomy places the organism in Eukaryota, Evosea, Eumycetozoa, Dictyosteliales, Dictyosteliaceae. The transcript is spliced from 3 exons. Gene Ontology annotation, cellular component: membrane. The coding region runs from base 1 to 1074 and encodes 357 amino acids. Gene Ontology annotation, molecular function: calcium:proton antiporter activity. The record is from RefSeq and is a predicted model, not a curated record. Gene Ontology annotation, biological process: calcium ion transmembrane transport; intracellular calcium ion homeostasis.